UUUUCCUUCCACUUUGGCACAUGAAAAUUUAAACCAAGUUCAAUGUUUGACGAAGCACUAUAUAAGAUUAAUAUCGUUUUAUACUAUGCGGAUGAACUAGAUAUGCCGGAAUAAAGACCAAUGAAAUAUUAUGAAGUUCAUAGUUCCAAUAUGAAAAGAAUAAUUACGCCUGCAACACCUAGCAUAACUGACGGCGAAAACGAUGCUCAUGACUUGCGAUGUAUUGGAAAACCUAUCACGUUAAUGCUUCGAUCCAAAUCUCGUCUUUCUACACCAAGUAUUCAACCAUGGUUACGUUCACCGAAUUUGACUUCCAAGAGUAAUGUUUCGCUACGGACACCAGAACUCAGUUUGGAAGAUGGAAAAGAAAAUACGCGUAAUUUAACUGUAAAGCGACAUGAGAAUGCUACUAGCACUUUACCGGCAUUAGUACAAAAAAAUAAAACUCCGCUAACAUCUUCAUUGAUGUGCCACAAAAAGUCAAAGCGGCGAAACCAAACCACAGGGAGCCAGCGAAAGAAAAGUGAUUCAGAAAUGGGGAAUGUCUUGCCAAAGAUGGAGGGAUGGUCACAGAGGGAACAUCCUGAUAUUAUUAUAGGACGAAGAACCACCAGAGCAUUUACAUUCUCUUAUAUAAAUGAAAUGUAAAAAACAGUUACUGAUUAGAGUGCGUCUGUCUAAUAUAAUUAGUCACUGUCA
Molecule: messenger RNA, 699 nt
Organism: Dendronephthya gigantea
Lineage: Eukaryota; Metazoa; Cnidaria; Anthozoa; Malacalcyonacea; Nephtheidae
Exons: 3
Coding region: 121-648 (175 amino acids)
Source: RefSeq, a predicted model, not a curated record